Messenger RNA from Micromonas pusilla CCMP1545, 321 nucleotides. RefSeq lists its product as uncharacterized. Gene Ontology annotation, cellular component: mitochondrion. The transcript has a single exon. The record is from RefSeq and is a predicted model, not a curated record. The annotation marks the transcript as partial. Lineage: Eukaryota; Viridiplantae; Chlorophyta; Mamiellophyceae; Mamiellales; Mamiellaceae.
CUCUUCAGCGCCGUGCCGUUCGUCGCGUUCGGGUUCGUGGACAACACCGUGCUCAUCCACGCGGGCGACGCCAUCGACUCGACGUUCGGCGUCGCGCUCGGGCUGUCCUCGCUCGCCGCGGCCGCGCUCGGGCAAAUCUUCAGCGACACGAGCGGGGUGUUGUUCGGAAGCACGAUCGAGGGGUUCGUGCUGCGGUGCGGGCUCGCGGCGCCGUCGCUGACGCCGACGCAGCAGCUCGCGCGCGGCGUUCGCGUCGCGUCGACGCUCGGGAAAGUCUUCGGCGUGGUGCUCGGUUGCUCGCUCGGCCUCGUGAACCUCCUC